This is a messenger RNA of Paramuricea clavata, 1087 nucleotides long. Lineage: Eukaryota; Metazoa; Cnidaria; Anthozoa; Malacalcyonacea; Plexauridae. The record is from the annotation of a GenBank genome assembly.
AUGUCCCAAUUUCUGCGUGAUAAAUGCAAAUCGAUUCUAACUCAUCUAUCGAAAGAGCUGGAAAUGAGGAAAGGAUUGAAAUGGUUUGUCAGUGUGAAAGCGAGAUUCAUCAAAUCAAAAGUGGAUGGCGAAGACCUAUUCAGUGAACCGCAUUUUCGCAACCUGUGUACUACAACGGUUAAUGUUCACGACAUGAAGAAACAACUACAAGAAGCUUCUAGCAAAAUUCUGGAUUCCUUGGCGAUCUAUCAGAAGGAAGGAAGCAAGUGGUGGAUUCUAGAUGAAAUACUUCAUUUAUACCUCAACAUGGCGAAAUACACUCCACUCAAUGGUUCCAGUUAUAUUCCUUACCGUAAAUAUUCAUUUAUAGAAAGCCAUAAUUAAUGUUGAUAAUUCUGAUAACAAGUGUUUUAUGUGGUACAUUCUCGCCGCUCUGCAUCUAAUUCCUCAUCAACGUCAUCCAAUGAACUAAACUUUGAUGGUAUUUAAUUCUCUGUUACUGUUAACAAGAUCGGAAGAUUUGAACGUCAGAACAACAUCUCAGUGAAUGUAAUUGGUUUCGAAGAUGUACUCUUUCCCAUCCACCUUACGAAGAGCACUUUGAUACUCACGUCAAUCUAUUAUUAUUCUCCCAGGGAACAACCAGACAUUACUCCCUCAUCAAAGAUUCGAAUAAAUUAAUGUAUGAUCAAAAUGAUCGUAAAUAUCGAAUCUUCUAUUGCAAUACUGUCAACAUGGAUAUAUCCGAGAAGACCUUCUACAAGACCAUGAUUCGCACUGUUUUCAACAUGGCGCCUAGCGUGUUGAAUUACGGAAUGAAGACAACGCUUCACUCCAUUUCAAAGAUUAUUACAAACAACUCAAGGUACCAUUCGUUAUUUAUGCUGAUUUUGAAAGCGUCACAGCCAAAAUCGACUCAGUUUCCCCAAAUCCAACUAAAUCAUCUACCGAGAAAUAUCAACACCACCAACCUUGUGGAUUUUCGUCUAUAAUCGUGUCAGAGGCAGAAAAAUACAACAAACCUCCUGUCGUUUAUCGUGGCGAGGACGCCGUGGAUAAGUUCCUCGAGUGCUUAGAGACAGAAUAG